AUGCGCGGCCUUGUUAUGCUGUGUACCGGUCUUGCUGCAGCGGCAGUCGCAGGAAUGCCUAACGCGCUACACAAUAAGUGGAGGAGCGCACAUUUCGUUUUAGUGGAGGCAUGUGCUGCCCUUCAGGAGGCCCUGGGUCUUGAGAGGCUCGUAUUGGGGAUGCACGUCACCGUCGCUGCUCUUGCCCUUUUAUUUUGUUCUCUCUCCUCCCUCCUCCUAGGAGUCUCUCCCCGAGUGCCUACUAUCCGCCUCGUCUGUGGUUCACUCCUUUUGGGGGGACCCCUCGGCCUGUGCACCUGGGCCAUUGCAAGGGUUCACACCAAAGCUACCAAGCAAAUCUUGUUUUAUUUCCUACUGGCUGCAGAGCGGAGUGGGAGGCCUUCGGGAAGGGCUCUAGGGACUGAAACGGUACCCAAUACGGACUUAGUUGAGAGGACAAACGGCCCCGCGCCCUGGAAAAAAUUUCGGGAGUUUAUCGCCCGCGCGGACCCUGUGGCCCUCCUGCGAGGCAGCUUCAGCAGCAGUGCUGCAACGAGCCAGCAGCAACUUCUGGAAAGGCUCAGCACCGGAGACAUGGAAGCUGGCUUCCCUAUCGAUUGUGAAGACAAAGCGCCGGAAGCGCAGCCGCAGCUGCAGCAGUUACAGGGGAAUCCGCUCUAUGGGGCAGAGCCCGUCUUCUCUGUAAGCAGCUACACCAUGCGUUUAGGCGGAGAACACGGGUACAAAGCAGCCCCCAGUGACAGCGAGGGUGAGGAUUUGGAUGAGGGAAAGCAGGUCACAUAA
Messenger RNA from Cyclospora cayetanensis, 783 nucleotides. RefSeq lists its product as uncharacterized. The transcript has 3 exons. The coding region runs from base 1 to 783 and encodes 260 amino acids. Lineage: Eukaryota; Apicomplexa; Conoidasida; Eucoccidiorida; Eimeriidae. The record is from RefSeq and is a predicted model, not a curated record.